CUUGGGAGCUCAGUUCAAGCGAGCGUGGAGGAGUUGUGGAGUUUGAGCUUUGGGUUUGCGGGCUGUCUGGACUCGUCAUGGCUGCGGCUGUUCGAACAGUUCGAGCGCACAGCAGGUUUAUCUCAGUGACACGGCGCUGCACCCACAGCACUGCUCUCAAACCUCAAUAUGACGCCGUUAUUAUCGGUGCAGGGCAUAAUGGUCUUAUUGCUUCAGCAUAUCUGCAGAAGGGUGGGCUGAAAACAGCAGUACUGGAACGGAGACAUGUGCUUGGAGGAGCAGCUGUAUCUGAACAGAUUGUUCCAGGGUUCCACUUUUCCAGGGCCUCCUAUCUGCUCAGCUUACUGCGUCCACACAUCUACCAGGAUCUGGAGCUCAAGAAACAUGGCCUGAAGGUGUACAUGAGGGACCCCUAUUCAUUUACCCCCAUAUUGGAGGAGGGUGUGGGAGGGGGGCCACCACGCUCUUUACUGCUUGGAUCUGACAUGGCAAAGAACCAGCAAGAGAUUGGCAAAUUCUCAGAGAAAGAUGCCAAGGUCUAUCCUGAUUUUCUGAACCAUUUGGAAAGACUGGCCUGUGCCAUCCACCCUCUUUUAGAUGCUCCACCUGUAGACAUCCCAGGAGUGACUCAGGGCUCUUUGAGAAAGAGAUUAUCUGCCCUAAAGAGCUUAAAACCUUUGGUGAAGUCUGGGAUGAAGUUGGGAAAGAAUAUACCAGACUUCUAUGAACUUAUUACGGCUCCAGUUAUGAAGGUGCUCAAUCGCUGGUUUGAAUCGGAGCCAUUGAGAGCCACGUUAGCCACUGACUCUGUGAUUGGGGCAAACACAAGCCCUAAUAACCCUGGAAGUGGAUAUGUCCUUCUGCAUCAUGUCAUGGGUGAGCUGGAGAAGGAGAAAGGAGCCUGGGGUUACGUGGAGGGUGGAAUGGGCGGUGUUUCUCAAUCAGUCGCCCGCUCUGCACGUUCUCUUGGAGCAGAUAUCUUUACAGAGAGAGAUGUUGGGCAAGUUCUUAUUGAUCAGGAUGGAUCUGUCAGGGGUAUUGUGCUGAAAGAUGGAACUGAAGUCCGUAGUAAAGUGGUUUUGUCCAAUGCCACUCCUUAUGUCACCUUCAAACAGCUCACCCCACAGGAUGCCCUGUCAGAGUCAUUCAUCAGAGCUGUAGAUCAGAUUGAUUACACUUCUCCUGUUACCAAGAUUAACGUGGCUGUUGACAGGCUGCCUAAUUUCUUGGCCGCUCCGAACAGUGCGGAUGGAAAACCAGGUCCACAUCAUCAAUGUUCAAUCCAUCUGAACUGUGAGAGUGUGGAGCUACUAGAAGAAGCCUAUAGGGAAGGCCAGCAGGGACGCCCAUCGUCCAGGCCUAUGUUGGAAAUGACUAUUCCCUCAGUGCUGGAUCCGACUCUAGCACCCCCAGGUUGCCAUGUGGUGUCUCUCUUCACUCAGUUUACCCCCUUUUUGCUGGAUGGAGGCCGAGCUUGGAAUAAUAAGGACAGGGAGAGUUUUGCAGACACAGUAUUCGACUGGGUAGAGCGAUACGCACCUGGAUUUAAAAAGUCUGUAGUGGGCAAAGAUAUCUUGACCCCUCCUGAUCUUGAGAAGAUCUUCGGUCUUACUGGAGGGAAUAUAUUUCAUGGCUCAAUGUCUUUGGAUCAGCUUUACCUGGUGAGACCUUUGCCCUCUGUUGCAGAUUAUCGUUCAUCAGUCAAAGGACUGUACUUAUGUGGCAGUGGCAGCCAUCCAGGUGGUGGUGUUAUGGGUGCAGCUGGCUGUAAUGCAGCUCUCACGGUCCUGGCAGAUUUAAAGCGACGGUGAUCUUGUCCACAUGUUUAUGGCCUUCAGCUGGGAAUGUUACUUUUCAGUGUGCAACUGGAAUAUUUUAAUGAAAAAAGAGAUUGAUUGAGAGAGUGAUUGUAUCACUUAGCCUUUGAAACACUCCCAAAAUGUUGUGCUGAAUUCCCUAUUUUUUUCACUGCCAUUACAAAGUGUUUGCAAAAUUUGGAAUGUAAAAACAUGAAAAAAGUAAUGUUGAUUGAAUCCAUCCUCUACUUGUUGUGUAACCUGCAACCACACUGAACAUUCUCACUAAACAAUCUGACAUUGUUUUGCUAUCAAAUAACUGAAUACAUUUUUGUUCUAUCGAAGUAGUUCUGUUAGGUUGUUGGUUAUUAAAUACUGUUGUGCUGAUUCCUCAGUUUUAAGACCUUUUAGAUAAAAGCAUCAUUAAAGCAUCAUACAGUUUUCAUUAAUUUUGAAUGUAGAGUUCAAAUGGAGUUCAUUAUUCUUAUUUAGAUUUUAUUUGUAGUAAACUGAAUUUUUGUAUACAUUUUCAACUUUGGAAAACAUUUACCAUCUACAAAUGAAUACAAUCUGGAUAAUUAGCCUACUGCAGUUACAUUUAGCCUAAAUUAUAAACCUGCAUUUGCAUAAUUGACAUUUUGUUUUUCUUUAAUAAAUGUUUAUUUAAGGAUUCAAUCAAAAUUGCAUAAAAUAAUAAUGAAUGACUUCUAGCAUGCAUAUAUUCUUCAAUGUAUAGCCGAUAUCAACUCUCAAUAAACUCAUGAUUAUACAGCAAAACAUAGAAUUCAUUCAAUACUAGACUUGGAUACAAAUCUAUAAAUGAUUGAUUUAUAAAAUAAUGUUAAAUUGGUCAGACUCUAUGCCUAGAGAGAUAAGCAGGCCAAUGUCUCCGCGCUAGGGCCCCUGCUGACGUUUAAGGGGCCGUUACACCGAAAGCGUAACUGCGUGGUAAGGUUGACAUAGAAAUGUCAAAAUGCAGGUGUCUCAAGAUGCGUUUUUAACAUUUAAAGUCGGUUUUUACCUUGACAUGUCGUAUAGCGGCACUCCUGUGCAAGUCGCUGAAAACAAAAAACGCACUGAACGCGUUUUGUGUCCACCCACUUGAGUCUCAAGUUUUUCAGACGCUGUGUUAACCAUCAUGUUGUCUAGAAACUGCACCCUCAUUUUGUACUUAGGGUUAUUUUAGUCCUGUUUUGAAAACCAUGCAAAAUGCACAAAUUAUUAAUUAGUGUAGGCACUUUUGUUGGUUUUGAUGGGAUUAAUAAAGUCGCAACGUUGCCAACCAAAAACUAGGAUACGACAUUUUAUAGCCUAUUCUUUACCUGUCCAGGGUCAGAAUGAACCAAGACAAUUCGAUGGUUAAAAAGAACUUCAACCGAUAAAAACACGUCUCGAGGCACCAGCGUUCUGCUCUGUUCUUGUUUUGUUGUUUUGCGCAAGGACAUUUUCGGUGUGAACGCCCCUAAGACGUUCAUUCAGGGAGGCGCUUGAUUGCAGCUCCACUCCACACACCCGCCUGCCUAACGCGACGCCCAGGAAGAGAAACGGCACUCAUCUAUCUCCAUAAAUUUUGAAAAUGACGGUUCAGUCGGUAUUUUAACGCUAUUUACAAGCAUAUGUUCUGGAGUGAGAGAAAGAAUGCUGGAUGGUCGGACUGAUGAAGUUCCGUUUGGAUUUUUGCCGGUUUCUGGGGCUCAGCGGCUCCAAUGAUGAGAUGCCAGAGGAGAUGGACACAGGUGCCAUUCCUGAGCAGAAUGAAGACACACUCUCACAGGAUGUGUUAAUCGGUGAGGAGGGUCUCAGCGAGGAGGAGAAGGCCAGACGGAAAGCUGAGAGGCGAAAAGCCAA
This is a messenger RNA of Xyrauchen texanus (razorback sucker), 3644 nucleotides long. RefSeq names its product pyridine nucleotide-disulfide oxidoreductase domain-containing protein 2-like. The transcript has 18 exons. The coding region runs from base 78 to 1811 and encodes 577 amino acids. The record is from RefSeq and is a predicted model, not a curated record. NCBI's taxonomy places the organism in Eukaryota, Metazoa, Chordata, Actinopteri, Cypriniformes, Catostomidae. Gene Ontology annotation, molecular function: metal ion binding; protein binding; RNA binding.